AUGUUAUCAUGUCGUUUGUCCAGUCGAUCAUCACCUCCCCGCGAGGACUUCUUCAAAAAUACUUCUCGUCGAUGGAUAAUGAAUGAGAACGACCGAGGUAAGGAAAGAUACGUCAAAUUCGAUCCAAAUGAACUCCAGCGUGUCGCUGGUCGAGCAAUUGGGGAAGACCAUUGCCCUUUCAUCAUCAAACUUGCAGAAGGGGGCUUUAAUAAAGUUUUUCUCUUAAGAGCGAGUUCUGGUAAAGAAGUUAUUGCCCGAAUUCCUACUCCCAUCGCCGGUCCUUCUCAUUACACCACUGCAAGCGAGGUUGCUACAAUGGACUUUUUACGUGGUAUCAUCGGAAUACCUAUACCAAAAGUCCUAGCGUACUCGACGUCUGCAACCAAUCCAGUUGGAGCAGAAUAUAUACUAAUGGAGCGGAUAGAGGGUGUCAGUCUUGCAUCAAGAUGGCUGUCUCUGACUACAGAAGAAGUAAAGAGCGUCAUGAAACAAAUAGUAGAGAUGGAACAGAGAACAUUCACCUAUUCAUUUCCUGGAUAUGGGAGUUUAUAUCACCAGAAAGAUAUUAAAGGUGAAGAGCAGAUUCCGAUACCAGUCGAAGACUUCUGCAUUGGUCCUGUUGCUGCAAGACAAUUUUGGCAUGGUGAUCGAAAUAAAACCAAAAUAGACCGUGGUCCAUGGCUUUCACCCAAAUAUUGCUUCACAUCUGCAGCUCGCCGGGAGACUACUUGUAUCUUGAAUCAUGCAAAACCCCAGCCUCGAAAAACCUUUCUUCUUCCAACAUUGUAUGAUAUUGAGCCCUCGGAACAUAUCUCACUUCUUUCGAAGUUCUUGCGACUUGCGCCUUUCUUGAUAUCAACAAACCCGGAUCACAAUUCUCCAAUCCUACGACAUCCAGAUCUGAGCCUUGAUAAUAUCCUUUUAGAGCCUGGCUCUACCAUAAUCACCAGUAUCAUAGACUGGCAAGACACUGUUAUCUUUCCACUUUUCAUGCAAGCCGGAUAUCCAGCCUUUUGUGAGCACGAUUUAUCACAACCUCAAAGUUUACAGCCCCCGACUCUUCCGGAUAACUUCAACUAUAUGAAUCAAGCGAAUUCAUACUACACAGCAACCACCGGCAUCUACAACGAUAUUCAUAUGAAUGCCCUAAGAAUCCCUCACCUCGGGAUGCGCCGGUAUCUCUACCAACAAACGGGAUAUCCUUGGGAUGCAGAUAUUAUCAAUCUCCGUGCGGCUCUUAUUGGUAUCACAACUCCACACAUUUGGGAUGCUAUAUCUUCUGUUCCCUGCCCAGUGUCUUUUACAGAUCAGAAGCGAGAAACAGCAAAAGAGGAUUCCGAGGAAUGGAUUGAGUCUGAGAAGCUUUUAUCUGCAUUUAGAGACCAUUUAGGUGUGGACCUCGAAGGUGGCACAGUGCCGAAGAAUUUUGAGUGGGCGUCUCACCGGAACGUCGAGCUCAGGUUGGAAAUGUUACAGCAGGCUGAACACCAUGAGCGUGAUAUCUGCUGGCAGAACUGGCCUUUUAAGGAUGAUGCUGAUUUCUCCUAUUCCCCUUUAUGA
Aspergillus sclerotioniger CBS 115572 is the source of this 1560-nucleotide messenger RNA. RefSeq names its product aminoglycoside phosphotransferase family protein. The transcript is spliced from 4 exons. Gene Ontology annotation, cellular component: mitochondrion. The record is from RefSeq and is a predicted model, not a curated record. NCBI's taxonomy places the organism in Eukaryota, Fungi, Ascomycota, Eurotiomycetes, Eurotiales, Aspergillaceae. Bases 1 to 1560 code for a protein of 519 amino acids.